AUGAUUUUCCAGUCAUGCUACAAAGAAACCACACAGAUCAAAUCAUCCAGAGUACAUGGGCAUGGAUACUUGGCUAAGUAUCGAACUCCCAGAGAACUUAUGAAAGAGAACCUUGAAGUACAUGCACGUGCUGAAGCUGCAGCCAAGGAGAAGAGAAUUGCUUAUGAAGUAGAGGUUGAGAAGCUGAAAGAACAGCUUGCGCACGAAGCUGCAGAAAGGGAAAGGGAGAAGGAAGAAAGUAGGAGAAAGAUGCAAGAGGAUCUGGAAAAUGCUAAGAUAGCACUAAAAGAAGAAAUGAAGCAAGAAUUUCUUAAUAUGCUAACGCGGCACAAAGAAGGAACUAUGAAUCAGAGUACCCCGCAAAACAAUGACAACAUACAAAUUGCACCAACCACACAAGAGGACGAUGAGACUGGUGAACAUGCAAAUGAUGACAAUGAAGAUGCGUUACAGCAGACUCAGCCAGGAAGCGUUGUCACCGUACAAAAAGAUGCAGCACCACCUACUACUCGCUCCAGUAAAAAUACUACUAUUGUCACCAGAAAUCUUUUCAAAGAAAAUGCUGCAAAUGUGGCAGCAUCGAAGACAUAUAUCACUCAACAGCAGCCGAUGAAUAGAACAAGAAAUCCUAAAAAGAAGAAGAGUGCACCAAUCCGCAAUUUAUUGAGACAUUGGUCUACAUUUAUGUUUGCUGUCCCUGCAUGCUUAUUAGACACAUCUAAUGCAAGAAUGGUUGCACCUACACCAAAUAUGUAA
Miscanthus lutarioriparius is the source of this 756-nucleotide messenger RNA. NCBI's taxonomy places the organism in Eukaryota, Viridiplantae, Streptophyta, Magnoliopsida, Poales, Poaceae. The record is from the annotation of a GenBank genome assembly.